Ectocarpus sp. CCAP 1310/34 is the source of this 3654-nucleotide messenger RNA. The record is from the annotation of a GenBank genome assembly. Lineage: Eukaryota; Phaeophyceae; Ectocarpales; Ectocarpaceae.
AUGCACGACAUCGCUUUCGAUCUACACAAUCCGGGAUGGACACCGGAGGCUAUUGAUCGUUUGGCCGACGCCCUUGUGGAGUAUUCUGACGUGUUCUCUACUUCGAAAACCGAUUUUGGUUCCUGCACCAUCAUGCCGUUCACGCUUUCCGUCCCAGCAGGAACGAAGCCCGUUGCAUCACGCCCGUAUCGGCUCAUUCAACAUUCCACAUCUCCGUGGGCUUCUCCUUUAGUUGUCAUCCCCAAGAAGGACGGAUCUGUUCGCAUCACCGUCAACUACAAACGUCUCAACGCUCUGGUGGAUUUGGAUGGACAACCUCUCCCUCGAGUGGACGGUAUCUUGGAUUCUCUGUACACCGGGAAAGUGUUCUCCAUCUUCGACCUCGACUCGGCUUUCCACCAGAUCGUUUGUGAUGAAGACACUGUCCCGCUCACCGCCUUUUGCACUCCCACGCAGUUGUUCGAAUGGCUUCGGAUGCCGCAGGGCGCCAACGCAAGUCCGUCUUGGUUCGUCAAGGUCAUCAACAGAGUGGUGCACGGUCUGGAGCGUGUGCUGGCUUAUCUGGACGAUGUCAUCUGUUUCGAUGAGGAACCUCUGGGACACGUGCUGAACUUGAUCGAGUUCUUCAAACGACUGCGACAGUACAACCUCAAACUGUUUCCAGGGAAGGCUCGCGUCGGCGCCACGCAUGCCAACUUUCUCCUUCACACCAUCUCUCCGGCAGGUCUUCGGAGCCUUCUCGGUGGACUCAGUUACUACCGGAAAUUCCUCAAGAAUCUCGCCACCAAGGUGCGGCCUCUCAACUCGCUUCUCAUACAAGGCGUCCCCUUCAAGUACACCCCGGGCAUGAUCAAGGUUGUCAAAACGUUGUUAAGCGAACUCGCUCGCCCCCCGAUUUUGGUCUUCCCGGAUUGGGCAGCAAUCGAGGACAACAGCCGUCCUCUUCGUUUGUGUUCCGACGCGUGUAUCGACGGCUUUGGCGCCUCCUUGGAACAAGAACAGCUCGAUGGCUCGGUGAGACCCAUCGUGUACAUCAGCCGCGCUACUCUUCCUGCGGAGCGUAACUGGACCGUUUUGGAUCUGGAGGCUGGUGGCAUUGUUUGGGCCAUCAAACGCCUUCGCGGUUAUCUGUGGUCGACCAAGUUCAUCAUCUAUUCGGACCACAAAGCCUUGGAGAGCAUUGGCAAGGUUGGGGAACACAACGCUAGGGUGCAACGAUGGCUCGAACUCCUGUCCAACUUCACCUACACCCUAAAAUAUCGGAAAUGUUCGGCAAACGGCAACGCGCAUUUUCUUUCGCGGUUGCCUUUACCAGCACAAGACACGGACAAAACCGGUCCCGACUGCAUUGAUGGUGUCGAUCAAGCGGGUGUUUUCCUCAUUUGGGCUUGCAUGCGCAACUAUCACUCGUCGUCUACACCGGAGGUCGGUUUGGGUGGGCUCCGCCCUCCUUGCACGGCAGGAGUCUUUUCGCCCCCAGCGUUGCAGCCCUCCGAUUUUGGGGAAUUCUACCGACAUCACCCGCGUCGGACCACUCGUCUGCCGGAUACUGGCGUGCCCCGUGUCUACGUGCCAAUGCUGAUGCGUCCGUGGGUCCUUCAUGCAUGCCAUACGGCCGCGUCAUUCCAUCUCGGCGUCCAUCGUACACAGCGUCUGCUCGAGCGCUUCUACUGGUGGAUUGGUUUGGAUCGUUCCGUGCGCUGGUGGCUUCGGGCGUGUUUGGUGUGUCAAGCUCGCAAGACUUCACGUCAGACUGCUCGGUGGCCCGUCAUCGCAAUGCCAUUGCCACAGGGGCCUGGUACGGUCGUCGGCGUCGACUACUUCGGACCUCUGCCAGUGACUGCCAAGGGCAACUCCUACAUUUUGUUGUUCACAGACCGUUUCAGUCGGAGAGCCGACAUGUUCGCAGUUACAGCGGCGGAAUUUACGGCGAGAGGGACGGCUCACAUCUUCGUCAACCAAUACAUGACCAAGUGGGGAUGUCCGACUACGUUAUUGUCGGACAACGGACUGCAUUUCUGCUCGAAGCUCUCCAUGGCGAUCUACGAGGUGAUGAAGAUCAAGAAGGUCACCACCAGCUCCUACCACCCACAGACCAACGGCGGCACGGAACGCGUCAACCACACGAUGGCCCAGAUGCUUGCGGUGGUCGUCAACGAACAGAAAACCGAUUGGGACAUACAUCUCCCGCACGUUGAGUUUGCCUACAACAAUUCCGUGAACCAGUCUACUGGAUUAGUGCCAAACGAGAUCCACAUCGGACGCAUCCCGCGACUCCCGCUUUCGGUCUUCGAUCGUCCCACGGUAGGUGGUCAUCAAAGCUUGGCCCGCGAUCAACUCGAGUAUUGCAACCUGGUCGUCGAUCGCCAGCGCCGGGCCUACGAACUUGUCCGUGAGUACAACGCCCUGAAGAUUUCGCGAGUCGAACGCCGAAAUUCAUCCCUGCUGGACGCCAUUCACAAGCUCCCUCAGUUUACCGUUGGCGGGUGGGCUUGGGUGUACAACACGGCUGCUACAAUUCGACAGGGUGUGCAGAAGGACACGGACCAAGAGGUGCUCAAGGCCAAAUUCGCACUUUCCUGGACGGGGCCCUACAAAGUUCUUGCGGUGGGUCCCACCUCUGCCGACGCCACUCCGGACGGCCGCCCGUUGGCGCGUAAACUCCUCUACCUGGACCUGCCUUCCGAUCUUUCCGGCCCGGCAGCUCGUUGUCGCGUGUCUGUCCUUCGUUGCAAGCCCUGUCGCUAUCCGUACGAGACGGACGACUUGCCGCAAUCUCUGCCCGCCGAGCUUUCGCAUUUUGUUCUGCACUCUUUUGGAGAUAAAUGUCCACCUUUCCCCGUCACUGUGGAUGAUGUGUCGGUGCCUGUCGGGCGCCUCGAGGUCGACUACAUCUCGGGACAUCAACUGGUGCGGGGCCGUAGCGGGGUUCUCGCUGUCCUGUACCAGACGCAUUGGGUAGGCCUGACUACUCCUUCAUGGGAAGGGGAAUCCGACCUUGAUCAAUUCCGUCGACGCAUCAUCUUGAACUGGUCCCGGGAGGCCUGCCAAAGCAAGCAGGGUAACUGUACAUAUCGAGUGGCUCGGACUCGCGCGGCACAGCGGGAGCUAGCCCGGAAUCGUGGAGAACGCUUUUUACCUCCUGGGGCUGAUCUUGUGCUGAACGUGACUUGGCUUCGUCGUUUCAGCACUUCGCCCCUCCCAGUUGGCGCGCGGCUGUGGUACAAGGCCCGGGAUGGAUUGUGGUGGACCGGNGGGGAAUCCGACCUUGAUCAAUUCCGUCGACGCAUCAUCUUGAACUGGUCCCGGGAGGCCUGCCAAAGCAAGCAGGGUAACUGUACAUAUCGAGUGGCUCGGACUCGCGCGGCACAGCGGGAGCUAGCCCGGAAUCGUGGAGAACGCUUUUUACCUCCUGGGGCUGAUCUUGUGCUGAACGUGACUUGGCUUCGUCGUUUCAGCACUUCGCCCCUCCCAGUUGGCGCGCGGCUGUGGUACAAGGCCCGGGAUGGAUUGUGGUGGACCGGACGUAUUGGGGCUCAUCAGGGCGGCUCGUGCAUCGUUCGAUUUUUGGACGACCCGGGCCCAAGCGUUCUCCCUCUGCCUGCGCAUCUCUUCUCCACCGCCUUGGACGCCGUCUGCGGAUCAUGGUUUUAG